Mollisia scopiformis is the source of this 1223-nucleotide messenger RNA. RefSeq lists its product as uncharacterized. The coding region runs from base 175 to 969 and encodes 264 amino acids. NCBI's taxonomy places the organism in Eukaryota, Fungi, Ascomycota, Leotiomycetes, Helotiales, Mollisiaceae. The record is from RefSeq and is a predicted model, not a curated record. The transcript has a single exon.
CCACCAAUGAGAGUCUACUAAUCCUGAAACCCGACACUACCUUGAUGGUCUUAGUCGGAUUUUCCUUUUCCGCAAAUAUAUCUUGCUUCCCUCGACUUGAACACGGCGACAGACGUUUAUAUCACGGAAGCACUUUGCCAAGUAGGCAGGCUUUUUGUGCUCAACAACUUCACAAUGGCGGACGAAUCUCCCUUCAUGCGAAUUCCCAGCGAGAUCCGACUCAUGAUAUACGAAUUACUCUUCAUUGACAACAGUCAACGAGUCUUCCAAAUCCGCAAUCAAGACCCCGAGACGUACAAGAAUCAACCACAUCAUCAGCGCACUGGUUAUCGAAUUAUCGGCCGAGAUCUCGUGCGCCAAAGCACCCCGACAACCUACACUCUUGUCAACGAUGUCGAGUUACACACCUCUAUCAUGCGCGUGAAUCGCAAAGUCUACACCGAGACUGCGCACAUGCUGUAUAGCAACCGAACCUUCGAUUUCGGCAGAGACAUCGAAGCAAUUGUUCCUUUCUUCUCCGAUUUGUCGAAACAUACAAGGCCUUUCAUUCAAGAGAUAUCCCUUGUCAAACAAGGUUCAGUCUACAGUCGCGAUUACGAUCGAUGUGAAUGGAGCGGAGUCUGCGACUUCAUGAGAGAGUAUAUGCGAGUUGAAAGUCUGAAUUUGACUGUUGAAGGAGGACGACCAUCUCUGGGCUACGCUGGUCUGCCAGAAUACUCUGUUCAAGACUUCAAGACACUUGAAAGCGUCGCAUACGAGCCAUUGGAAUGGGUCUGGCAGUUACUUUCGGUGAAGGGAAUCAAGAAGCUCGAAAUCGAAUCGGAGAUUCAUCAUUGUCCUCCAUCACACAGCAGCGCGAUGGCUUUCUUUGCCGCAUUUUCAGCCUCGAUUGAGACCGGAUUCGCGGAUUUUCUCCGCGAGGAACUUAUUGGACUGCAAGCUAUUACGCGUGCUUUCCAAGAUUCUUGAAUUCUGUUUGGAGGAAAUAGACACAGUCAUCUCAUCUCGUGGUUCGGUCAAGGUCAGCAUUCAGCCUCAACGCAGGGUUCUGGUGUUCGUGGCGGACGUUCAAGCCCGUCGGAUUGUCUGGAUUUCUACUGCAUAUAUCGGCUCAGUUCACGGUCAGAAGAUUGGCGCAUAAGACUAGUUGAGAAUGCUUGUGUCACAAUGGAAAUGGCGUUGUAUAUAGAGCUGGAUUCCCCGUAUUUCUGCUUCUUUACAGA